AUGCCGAGAUACUCUGCCGAUGCUGAUGAAGACAUCGAUGUAUUCCAAAGCGGCACCAUGGGCGAUGAGCAGGAAGCACACGACUUGAUUGAUGAGGAGUACUACAUGUUUUGCAACGAAGGAUCCGAUAAUGACAUAUUGGAUGAUGACGAGGAAGCGAGCAUGUCUAGCUCUAAACCUAGCGAGAUUGAUCCAUUUGACACUGUCUACUCAAACAUUCCAGACAGCACUCACAUCCUGAAACUCAACGAAAAUUGCAAACACUGCAAGGCCAGAAAGUUUGAGUCUGAGACUGACGGCUUCUGCUGUCGCAAUGGCCAGAUCCAGCUUAAGCAGCCGGAACCAAUCCCAGAGCUUAUGAGGCUAUGGUCCAGCAUGGAUGCAGAUUCUAGACAUUUUCGGGAGAACAUACGGUUCUUCAACGGGCAUUUCGCCUUCACAACCCUUGGUGUCAGCCUUGAUGAAAACUACACGAACAUGAAGUCUGGGGUGUACACAUUCCGAGCACACGGCACCAUCUACCACAAUGUCCAUUCGUUCGGGCCUAGCUCCCGUCCAGAACAUCUGCAGUUGUACUUCUAUGACGACGACCCUAACCUAAAUCAUCGUAAGGCGGCCACCAAGCAAUUAGAGCAGGAUGUCGUGAAGAGGUUAGUAGACAUACUCAAAGAAAACCCAUACUCCCAGCAAUUUAGGAGUUUGGGUGCACACAAGGACAACCUCGAUGAUUAUAGGAUAGACCUAAACAUCGAUAAGAGGCUUGACCAAAGAAGAUAUAAUAGACCGGUGUCAUCUGAGGUCGCUGCAAUUUGGGUUGAAGGCACUGACCUAGCAAAAAGGUUUGACCGCAGGAUAACACUUUGUGGUAACAACAACGAAAGGCAUAGUAUACGUGUGACCUCAGGGGCAUAUGACCCGUUGUCUUAUCCAUUAUUCUAUCCAAUGGGGGAGCUAGGUUGGCAUCCGAAGCUACCCAAACGUAAUGUUUCUUGGGAGGUUGUACAAAAUCCUCGUUUGUGUCAUGAUGAUGAGGAUGAUGCAGAGGGGAAUAGCAGGUUAUGCGUCUCCGUUAGAGACUACUACUCUUACAUGCUGCAAACACAGCCUGCGAUCUUCAAUCCAAUACUCUAUGGAGCACGCCUACUGCAGCAAUGGGCGGUUGACAUGUACAUCAAGAUUGAGAGCUGUCGGUUGAGGUGGUACAGGAAGAACCAGACGCAGAUCCGUGCCGAUUUGUAUAAAGGAGUUGUUGAUGCGAUCACAUCGGGGGAGACGCGAGCAAGCGCUGUUGGGGUAAGAAUAGUGCUCCCUAGAACUUACCCUGGUGGCGACCGCGACAUGAAGAAGAGACAUAUGGAUGCCAUGGCAAUUGUCCAUACAUAUGGGAAGCCUGACAUCUUCUUGACCAUGACUUGCAACCCUAAAUGGGAAGAGAUAACAAAUGAGUUGCUUCCUGGACAGACGGCGCAAGACCGACCUGAUAUUGUGGCUCGCGUGUUCUAUGGCAAACUAGAGGCUAUGAAAGAUAUGUUGCUCAAGAAGAUGGUCCUGGGUGUUGUUGUUGCUUAUGUUUACGUAGUCGAGUUCCAGAAGAGAGGCCUCCCCCACGCACAUUUUUUGUUGAUCAUGGAUUCAACGUAUAAGCUUCUUGUCCCAGGGCAGUAUGACCGACUCAUUUCCGCAGAGCUCCCAGACAAGCAGAAGUAUCCGGAAUUGUAUGCAAUGGUGGUAAAACAUAUGAUGCACGGACCAUGCGGUGCUCUCAACCCGAAGAAUGUUUGCAUGCAAGAUAAUGAAUGCAAGUGCAGAUACCCGCGGCCGUUCAAUGAGAACACGCUACAAGGCAAAGACUCAUACCCAGUUUAUCGGCAGAGACGAUGGUAG
Aegilops tauschii subsp. strangulata is the source of this 1884-nucleotide messenger RNA. RefSeq lists its product as uncharacterized. Lineage: Eukaryota; Viridiplantae; Streptophyta; Magnoliopsida; Poales; Poaceae. The record is from RefSeq and is a predicted model, not a curated record.